AUGUCUUUCGCUAUGUAUGGAUCCCUGGUGUUGCUUGCUUUAUUGGCCUUUGCCGAAGGGACAACUGCUGAUCAGCACGCACGCAUGCAUCGACACAGAGAUUUACCGGCCAGUGGGAACACAUUGAAUUGUCCAGUGCCGUCUGUGACCGUCACAGAGUUCCUGCAGGCCGCUGUUGUCAGGUCUCUGGUCACCAGCAACACCACAAUCGACCCCUUUCACAACGGCAACUUCCUUACCAUAACCAAUGCGCCAACAACGGUUGAAAUCACGUCCACUAUCACUGCGACUGACUCUGCUCCUGCUUCCAGCACUACGACUUUCUCAUCUGCCUUGACGCAGUCAAUGACACAGCCGACAAUGACAAGCAGCGACAAGACGAACUACGGCUCUUCAACAUACAAUACAGUCAGUACGACGUCAGCAGCAUCUACGAGUGGUUUGCCUUCAGCGACUACGUCUACGCAGGACGAUGUGAGCUCGUCGACAAUCGUCUCAUCGUCAUCUGUUAGCUCCAGUGCAGCGUCGAUCGGUACUAGCACAACGUCGAGCAUCACAAGCACACUAUCUAUCAGCAUCAGUACGACUUCCGCAGCUACCAGCACAACGCCGACGAGCACCCAAAUUUCCGUCGGAGCAUUUAUCCUCCAGGUCGGCAAUCUCAACCCAACCUGGUCCAGCCAGUAUGCCGCACUUGAGAACGUCACAAACGACUUCGGGGACCCCAUCCCAGUAGGAUACACAUCAUGCCCGCUCAAUCCGCAACAGUUUAUCCUCCAAGACAACAGGCUUGACCUCGCCGACGGCAGUCUUCGUCUUUUGAGCCGCUAUCUCAAUCCCUCGUUACCUCCAUUUCCAGCCAUUGCCUAUCGUUGGGAGUUCUGGACCAGUGUUGAUGACGCUAACGGGUAUCUGAUCAAUCACAACGUUACAAAUGCGUACUACGUUGAGACACAAUGCAGUGCCACGAGCGACUUCAAGCUUAGUUGUACGGCUUUCGAUGUGAGUGGACUCGAAGGCAUUGACGGGCGCCUUGCGCCACAUAUCUAUGUCGGCACCGGAAGUGUGGGCUUCAUGCCGAUGGAUCUCGAUAUCAUCUACCUAUCCAACGACACCAGCACGACAUCUUUUAGCACAAGCACAACAUCCAGCAGCAUCAGCACGGCACUUAGCAGCAUUAGCAUGACCUCUACCAGCAGCAGCACAAUUCCUACCCGCAGCAGCACAGUAUCUACCAGCGUCAGCACGACAUCCAACGGAAUCAGCACAGCUCUUGCGUGCCCCCUCGAGCUACCCACGGCAGCAGUACCCGGAGCAUUCCUCCUGCAAGUUGGCAAUCUCACCACUGCCUAUACUGGCGAAUGGGUCGGCGCUCAACAAAGUGAAUCGCGCAACAACGAAACAGUUCUGCCAUAUGGGUACGGAUAUCUCGCGACAUGUGAAUUGAUGUCAAGAUAUCAGCUGAUCCCUCAACAAUUCAUCCUUGAGAACAACAACCUCGUCGCAGCUGCUGGUGUAGGCACAGGGUACCGGCUUUUGAGCCAAUGGAACGAUCCGGUUGUUCGUUAUGAUGACAAUCUGUUUGUCUGGUAUUUUCAGUCCAGCGUCGAAGUUGCUGACGCGGCUCUACCUCGUCACAACGCCCAAGACGACCAGUCAUACUACGUUGAGACACAGUGCCACGCUACAGACGACCUAAAGCUGUCUUGUACGGCUUUCAAUACGACAGGAUUCACGGCCCGCAACGACAAUGUGAACAACACUAGGGCGUCGAUCUCAGUCUUGAUUAUCGGGUCCGAAGACUACGACCUCUUCGUGCCGGUAGAUCUUAACAUCAUAUACCUUCCUUACUAG
Messenger RNA from Cyphellophora attinorum, 1854 nucleotides. RefSeq lists its product as uncharacterized. The record is from RefSeq and is a predicted model, not a curated record. The coding region runs from base 1 to 1854 and encodes 617 amino acids. The transcript is spliced from 2 exons. Lineage: Eukaryota; Fungi; Ascomycota; Eurotiomycetes; Chaetothyriales; Cyphellophoraceae.